GGCGCCGGGACUGACGUCAGGUGAUAAUGAGCAGAGCGACGUCCUUAACGCCAGUGGCGGCUUCGGCUUGUAGCGAACAGCCACCGACAGGCUCUGUUUGAGUGAAAUAAACGACGGUCUCCUCCACAUCAUCCACCCAACAUAACAUUGGCAUCAUGUCAUGGUGCACGAUCGAAUCUGAUCCCGGUGUUUUUACAGAACUUAUACAGCAGAUGCAAGUAAAAGGCGUGCAGGUUGAGGAGUUGUAUUCUUUGGACCUUGAUUCUCUGAAUAAUCUAAGGCCAGUAUAUGGGUUGAUAUUCCUUUUUAAAUGGCGUCCGGGGGAAAAAGAUGACCGUCUUGUAAUCAAGGAUCCCAAUCCAAACUUGUUCUUUGCUAGCCAGGUUAUUAAUAAUGCAUGUGCAACCCAAGCUAUCCUGUCCAUUCUCAUGAACUGUCCAGAUGUCGAUAUUGGGCCCGAGUUAUCUGCCCUGAAAGAAUUCACAAGAAACUUUCCACCUGAGCUUAAAGGUUUGGCCAUCAAUAACAGUGAAGCCAUUCGCGCAGCCCACAACAGUUUUGCAAGACCUGAGCCUUUUGUUCCAGAGGAGCAAAAGUCUGCUGGAAAAGAUGAUGACGUGUACCAUUUCAUAAGCUAUAUACCCGUCGACGGUGUGCUCUAUGAACUUGACGGAUUGAAGGAGGGACCCAUUAGCCUAGGACAGUGCCCGGGUGGGCAAGGUGAUAUGGAUUGGCUACGAAUGGUGCAACCAGUGAUUCAGGAACGGAUUGAGAGGUAUUCCCAAAGCGAAAUAAGAUUCAAUCUAAUGGCCAUAAUCAAAAACAGGAAAGAAAUGUAUACUGCUGAAUUAAAAGAGCUUCAGAGGGGGAGGGAACGGAUCUUGCAGCAGCUGGCGGGAUUGCAGACGGAGAGACUAGUGGAUACCAGUCGUGUGGAAGCUCUUAAUAAGCAGCUUUCGGAAGUGAAUUCUGGGAUCGAGGGUGCUACGGAGAAAAUCCUAAUGGAAGAGGAGAAAUUUAAGAAGUGGAGGACGGAGAAUAUUCGGAGAAAACACAAUUACAUACCCUUCUUAUUUAACUUCCUCAAGAUUCUUGCUGAGAAGAAGCAGUUGAGACCUCUUAUUGAAAAGGCCAAGCAGAAAUCAUCCAACCCAAAGUAAGUUGUGCUGCUGAUUUCCCUUUGUUCGGUUAUACACUGAUAGGAACUUCUCUGAUCUUUUUGGAGAUAUGGACCUUUUAGGAGAGUAUCAGACUUCUCUCGUCUCUGAAUUGUAACAGUUUGUAAUGCAUUAUUUUCCUGUUUCAAGAUUAUAUACUUUCUCGGCGUAAUUACACAUGGUCUAUUUCUCCA
Molecule: messenger RNA, 1351 nt
Organism: Rhododendron vialii
Lineage: Eukaryota; Viridiplantae; Streptophyta; Magnoliopsida; Ericales; Ericaceae
Product: ubiquitin carboxyl-terminal hydrolase 2
Exons: 6
Coding region: 156-1160 (334 amino acids)
Biological process (GO): ubiquitin-dependent protein catabolic process; protein deubiquitination
Cellular component (GO): cytoplasm
Molecular function (GO): cysteine-type deubiquitinase activity
Source: RefSeq, a predicted model, not a curated record